AUGACGGCCAAAACCGUUUUGAUCACAGGCAGCAAUCGCGGCAUCGGCCUCGCGCUUGCCACACACUACAAGAGCGAAGGCUGGAAAGUCAUUGGCUGCGCUCGCAACGUCGACGGCGCGACUGACCUCCAGCGCCUCGAGCCCUGGAAACUACUGACGCUCGACACGAGCAGUGAAGAGUCAGUGGACGCAGUGGCUGCGACGCUGCAGGGCGUACCGAUCCACUUGCUGAUCAACAAUGCUGGUGUCAUGAACGCGCACGAUCUGCAGUCGACGACGAAAGCAGAUCUGUUGCAUCACUAUGAGGUGAACGCAGUGGGUCCUUUUCUCACGACUAGAGCUUUGCUGCCCAACCUCCGUCUCGCUACGGCGGCUGAAGAUCCUGCUUUUGUAGCGCAAGUGACGUCCAGAAUGGGCUCCAUCGCGGACAACGAGUCGGGCGGAGCGUACGGCUACCGAGCGUCAAAGUCAGCGCUCAACAUGCUUUCCAAAUGUCUGGCCAUGGAUCUCACGAAAGAGAACAUUGGGUGCUUACUGCUGCAUCCGGGAUAUGUCAAGACAGCCAUGGUGGACUAUCGUGGACCCAUUUCGAUUCAAGACAGCGUCAAAGGGCUUACGGCGAUUAUCGCUCGUGCCAAACUCGAGGACUCGGCCAAGGUGCUUCACUUUGAAAAGGGAAACGUUAUUCCGUGGUAA
This is a messenger RNA of Hyaloperonospora brassicae, 696 nucleotides long. NCBI's taxonomy places the organism in Eukaryota, Oomycota, Peronosporomycetes, Peronosporales, Peronosporaceae. The record is from the annotation of a GenBank genome assembly.